Penaeus indicus is the source of this 2448-nucleotide messenger RNA. RefSeq lists its product as uncharacterized. The coding region runs from base 1 to 2295 and encodes 764 amino acids. The record is from RefSeq and is a predicted model, not a curated record. The transcript has 7 exons. NCBI's taxonomy places the organism in Eukaryota, Metazoa, Arthropoda, Malacostraca, Decapoda, Penaeidae.
AUGAGACCUGAAGAGCUGAAGGCGGUGGUCGUCACGACUCUCUUGGCGCUGAUGGUCGUCCUCGCCUCUGCCUCCAAGCACGUGGUGAUCGAGGAAGACGACCACAACAACCUGCCGGCCUUCUCUGUCGCUCAGGGGGACGACCCGAAGGAGAAUGGGUAUCUCAAGGUCGACCUCGAGGCACAGGAGAUGAUCGACAAGACGUGUGAUUGUUACAACGAGUACCAGAUCGACUGCUUCGAGACGAUGAAGAUGUUCGGAGCCUUCAUCAUUUACGGAAUCUGUACCUCCGGACACACCACAGGACGACGGAGGAAACGGGCCAGGAGCGACGUCGAGGAGGACAACUUCCCCGCCACGCCCCCGCCCUUCUACCGCGACAACAGCUGCCGGAGCUCCUCGCCCAUCAUCUUCUCCUCGUCGGGCACGAAGGAGCGCCUCACCAUCGGCCAGGCCCCGUACCUCCUCAUCUGCAGGAACAGCAUCGGGCCGCAGCUUAAGUUCCUGACGGUGACGGGGGUGGAGAAGGUCGUGGUCUCGACGGGGGCGCUGAGGACGCGGACCACCAACGUCGUGGUGACCUUCUUGGACAUCGGGCAGAAUCUGACCAUUCGCGAGGGCGCCUUCUCGGUGCAGGCGGGCCCAGCGGGCGGCGGCGGCGGCAGCAGCGGACUGGAGAUCGACUCAGGGGGCUUUCCGCCGGUGGAGGUGGAGCUGAAGGUGACGGGCGUCCCCGGACUGGAGCUGAAGAGCAGGAGCAUCGUGGCCCCGAGGGUGGCCCUGGACGUGAAGCAGGCGCAGGUGCUGGUCUUGGGCCCCGACGCCGUCGUCCCCUUCGCUAAUCCGGACGCUUCCGGCCUCACGAUCAGCGACACGUCCAAAGCCGUGAUAGAGAGUCAGGCCAUGACCAUGGGCUUCCUGUUGAUCACAAACACAAAAAAGCUGUUCCUGAGGGACUCGGCCUUGAAGGUAGGGCCCCAGUACGGAGGAGAGGCGUCCCUGGAGCACAUCGAGUUCGCCCUGCUCGGGUCGGAGGCGCUGAGCCUCGGCCCCGACGUCCUCCUCACCAUCAACGACGUGACGAUCUGGGAGGCCGGAAGGAGAGCGAUCCACAACUUCAACUCGAGCGCCGGAGCCCUCACGAAGGUCGCGCUCACCGAGGUGCAGGGGGUGGGCCUCGAGAGGGGAGCCGUGUGCCUGGUGGGGAAGACGGCCAUCAUUUACCAGGUGCUCCUUAAGGACGGCGAAGGACGGCCAGCGGGCUGCAUCGAAGCCAGGUCCAUGCAUGGAAGCUUAUAUGAAGACAGUGAUAAUCAUGCAGUGGUUUGCGUGGCUCCUUCCACCUCUGACGUCCUGUGCAACAAUGACGAGUGUAUAUUCUGCAACCCUGACUUACCAGAAACAACAUCCGAGUCAACCAGCGUAACGCUCCCACUAAAGACUACGUUAGCAACUACUACAGAAGGAACCGACAGCCUGCCCUCAACCUCCCUCUUCACCACAACGACCACGGAGGAGGAAGUCCUACCGACCGAUGCCUCGCUGGUCCCGGCAUAUUACGAACACGACUACUCGUACGACACGUGGGAGAACGAGACCAUAACUUCCCCACCUGCAACUGCGACCCCUUUUACCUUCUUGGGAAUCCCUCUGUACCUGCUGAUCAUCGCCGUCUGCACCGCCACCAUUCUCCUUCUCCUCGUUACUUACUGCUUCUGGUCUUAUUACAGGAGCAAGAGAGAAGACAAGUACCGCCUGCCACGCGAGGGCCGUGAGACAACCUUCCACAACAAGGCCCCUGCUGCCCGUGCCAUCGCCACCUCCGAGCCCAUCUUCACCUUGGGAAAGCCACCCCACCCUACAGGAACCCCUCCCAAGGACAUGUACAUUUCCUUCCAGUUCUUCAAGCCUCCUGCAGGAAGCUCCUCGGAGGAACCCCAAGUCGUUCAGAAUGGUAGCAGAAACCCUUCCCAUGAGCAAGAACCUCUGGCAGGUCCUCCUCCAGCAGAAGAGAUCCCAGACGUGACGGAAGAAGAGAGUUUUGACGGCCAUGAAAGGGGUCACGCAGAUGGCGAGGAAGGGGUCGAAACUGCUCAACCCGCUGCACUGUGCACAGACGACGAGCCAAGACCGGAGAGUGAGGAUUCCUUACUGGCUGACCAGCUUCCACAGGAGAGAGACAAUGAAACCGAGUCACACGAGGCGAGCGAACAGACAGACCUUCCAGCAAGACAAGAGGAAGAAGAUGCAGCUAGUUUGUCCUCUGGUGAGAUUGAGAGCUCAUCCAAAUUCUAAAGGAAAAGAGGCACGAUACAGUUAUAAAGAUUGAUGUUAAGUGAAAUACAUAGAAACUUGGAAGAUGUUCAUGGAUUCUGAAAUGAAGUGCAAAAUAAUUUGCAAUUAUUGCCAAAAAUUAUGUGAAAAUGUAAGGUAAAAUCCAGUCAAUCA